AAUGGCAUAGCAAGACCCUCUGGUCUGGUAUUUUUAGAAGGCACACUUCGUCUAAUGGGUUGGGCACUGCUAUAGGUGUUUGGGCUAGGGUAGACUAUAUGGCUCAUGGUGGACCGUUUUCAUGUAGCAAUUAAUUAUCUAUUGUAUUAUAGUUUAGAUCUAGAUCUACAUCUAAUUGUUUCUGGUUUAAUUAGACUAGAUUUGGACUAGUUAUAGCUUAAAUCUGUAAGUUUCAGUUUGGAGAUUGUAUGUAACAUUCUUAAAAAUGUGGACUGUUUAUUGGAUUUGGAUGGUCACUUUAACAGUUUCAACCAGAGUCAGAAGUCAAGGAUGUUCCAGUUCAUUCAGCACCAAUGAAUGUUACUUUACUGGUGGUGCCACAAUCCAACCUCAGUAUGCAGAUGUGAACAAAUACUUCAUCAUAGGAGGCUUGUUUGACAUACACACUAAGAACAGUACUGAGAUCUGUGGCCCCACUGUCUCACAGGCUGGUCUUCUCAAUUUGAUGGCUUUCUUUUGGGGUAUUGAAUACUAUAGUAUUACACAAAAAUUGGUGCAAACUACACGUGUCUCUGUUGGUGCAAUAGCCUUUGACAAUUGUAUGAGACCAGAGCUGACCUUACAACAUGUGUUGGGUUACUCUCAAUGUGACCUUCAUAUUCAAACAGCAGACCAAGCUAACUUGGUAGCCUACAUUGGUCCUUACACAAAUGAAGAUGCUUUUAGAACUGGCACAAUUGCAUCUGACCUUGGUAUUACUCUUAUCAGCCCAAGUGCUAAUUCAUUGGAUUUUAAUUCUAUAAAUCAAAAGACUCUUUUAAGAUUAAGUCCCUCAUUUACUUAUGAUGUGAAAGCAAUCAUUGAAUUUCUGAAACAAGUCAAAUCUCAAUAUGUGAUGGUUGUAUUUUCUGGUAAAGACAAUUUCUGGAAAGCUGCAUUCAAUGAACUUAAAUCACAAAUGGAUCCUUCAAUAUGUAUUCAAUACACUGCAGACAUAAAUACUUUUUCUGCAGAUCAAAUUAUCCAAGACCUGAAUGCUCGUGCCAAUGCUAAAUAUGUUGUACCACUGAUGUCUACAGCAGAACUAGACUCUUUAACCACCAAUUUUCAAUCUAUACAAAAUAAUUUAGUCUUCAUUUUGAACUCAGUCAUUGGUCAAGACUUAGCUUUUCUUCAAAGAAAGAGUUAUGUUGCCAAUAAUGCUAUCAUUGUUGAUCAAGUGGAUAAAUACAUGUCACAAGAGGCUUGGGACAGAUUUAAAGAUUUUGUCAACUCUGGUCUCUUUAAUAGUUCUACUGUAAAAAAUAUUCCAAGUGGCUGGUUGGUUGGUUUCACUGUGUCAGAUAUAAAUCUACUUUCAUCACCAGUGAGACGUGGGAUCAGCAGAACUCUGAAAAGUGUCGAGAGUGUCCUGAAGGGUAUAGACACUUUGCUCAACCAAGGCUGUUCUACAGGAACUAGCUACCAAUUUUGUGAUGCUUAUCGUAAUCAACGGUCAAAAAAAGAUGAUAUAUUUAGGGCUAUUCGAAUGGGAUUUAAUUUAUUCAAUGACAAUGAACUGUCUAAUACAAAUGUGAACUAUGUUUAUUAUCGCUUCAGUGGUGGUGGUAAAUUUGAUCAGAUUGGAACAUACAGUGUAGAUGCCAGUGGCAAGUCAGUGCCAUCUUUCUCAGUAAACCUUUUUGAUACUGCUAACUAUGGGAAUGCCUACAGCAUCCCUUCAUGUCCAUUUCCAGGCCAGAACUUGUGCUGUGAAGCAAGCACCACCACAGUGACUACAACCACAUCCACAACAAGUGCUACAACUGCAGCAAGUAACAAUGGUGGAAAUAGCAAAGCAUCAACUGUAGUGGUUCAGUAUCCAGUAGAUCAAGCUAUUACUGGUGCUUAUUCCAACAUGGACCGUGAUAGCUCAGAAUAUGGCACACGAUUUGAUUUGGGUCACAAAUGGAUUAUUGCUCUUGGUGUAUUAGCAGGUGUUGGCAUAUUAAGUGUGAUUAUCUUUGAGAUCUACAUCCUAUACAAGCUUCUGGGUACAGAAAUGAGAAAUAAAUGGAGGACUAUGUGGCUGGGUCAGCUCCUGCUUUUUGGAAUUUUUCUGUGUUACCUUGUUCUGUUUGCCUACCUGCCUAUUCCAACAAAGGCAACUUGUGGCAUCACUAGAUUUGGUGUUGGUGUGUCCUAUGCUUUUUGUUUUGCUGUCUUGUUGGUCAAGUUAAUGGUCAUCCUGACCUCCAAGUCCUCUGACAUAUUGGUAGCAAGUGAUGGUGGAUCUCCUAACUACUUGAAGGGAAUAUAUCAGUUCCUUUUAUUUGUUUUUGCAGUUGGUGUCCAGAUUGUGAUUGAUGUCCAGUGGUUGAUCACUGUCCCUCCAGAGGCUAUCAAAGUCAUGGCUAACAAUGGAAAAGAAAUGUGGAUCUGCAAUCAUUAUACCUGGGAAGCUGGUAAAACAUCCACACUUAUGUCUUCCUUUGUGCGCACCAACUUUGAGAACCAUCUGAUGUCACUGAUCUACAUUAUGGUCAUGAUUCUGAUCACCACCAUUCUAUCUCUAAAUGCUCAUGGCAUCAUCACCAACCAUAGAGAAAGUAUAUUUAUUGGUAUUGCUGCAGGUUUCAGUAUUCCAAUCUGGCUGGCCUGGGGUUUGAUUGGAGGACUUAACAAGGAUCAUGCUUAUUCUGAGGAGUUUGGUGAUGGCUGCAUAGCUUUUGGACUUCUGAUAACAGCUACACUAAUUCUGUUUUCUAUGUUCUUACCUAAAGUCAGGCAGCUGGUCAAUAUGGGAGUAGAAGGGAUAUACCUGGAAGAUGACAGAGAAACAAUCUAUGCUGGCUCUGUUAUAAUGGCUCCAUCAAGUUAUAGAGGAAAAGGGCCAGGCUCUAUCAUAUAUGUCAAUAAUCCUGGGAUAUAUAAUGAGCCUAUAAUUAUUGGGAAUGGAGAUCCCAGUAAGAUUGGGGUGGCUACCCAUUUGAAAUAUCCUGCAAGUACCUACAGUGCUCCUGUCACUUACUUGAAGAAAUCUGAGUCUGCCUAUGGAGGUAGCACAAAAGUUCUAAAAAUGACAGAUGAUCUCAGAGGGCGACUACCACAGAAACGCACACAAUCUGAAAUAGCGUAUGGAUCAUCUGGAAGACCAAGAUCUCAUAAAGGAACACUACCACGAUCUCGUUCUCAUACUGACUUAGGAGCAUUGUAAGAAGUGUUUGACUGUCACCACAAGAUUUGCCUUAUUCAAGUUGACUUAAGUUGACAUUUCCAGUAGAUCAUUUACUGAACACACAUCUUUUGUUAACAUGCUUUUCUUUCUUCGUUUUUUUUUUUUUUCUUUAAGAAUAAGUUAAUGGUGAUGAUUGAUUAGCUGCUAAGAUUGUUUGUGUAUUGAUUGUAUUCACUUUGUUAUUGAAUGUUGAUGUGUGAUAUCUAGAAAAUGCAGUCACUUCAGGCUGGUAAUAUUUAAGCACUUAGCUACUAAGACAUUUACCUUUUUUUUUUUGGACAUUUUAUACAUAUAUAUAUAUAUUUAUAUUCACUUUCAAUUGUUAAAAACAGAAAAUAUUGUCUUGUUUUAAAUGGACUUGCAACUGAAUGUAACUGUCACAUAAGGAAAGGAAAUGAUUUUUGAUCCCUUAUUUCAACUUAGUUGGUGUUAGCACUGACUGUUUUGCUGAGAAUCCUAUUUAUUGAUAUAUUUGAACAAAGUGUCUGAACAUUUGGUACAAGAAAUAAAUAGACAAGGCCUUAGAAAUCAUUGAAAUGACUAAUUGGAAGAUUGAUGGUUCUUACUGCUAUACCAUGUAGUAAUUGUCUGCUGCCCUGGCUGAGUCACUAAUGGACUUUGAGUUGCCAGCUAGAAAACAUUGAUGAAAGCCAUUUGUAAAUAUCCUAACUCCAUGAUGGGCUAAUAUUAUUGUGAAUGUAUUUUCAUCUGUAUAUUCAACUCACUAUUUUAGUGUUUCUUUAGUUAUUGAAUAAACUUUCAAAUGUU
Biomphalaria glabrata is the source of this 3985-nucleotide messenger RNA. RefSeq names its product metabotropic glutamate receptor 3-like. The transcript has 18 exons. The record is from RefSeq and is a predicted model, not a curated record. The coding region runs from base 266 to 3196 and encodes 976 amino acids. Gene Ontology annotation, biological process: regulation of synaptic transmission, glutamatergic; G protein-coupled glutamate receptor signaling pathway. Gene Ontology annotation, cellular component: membrane. NCBI's taxonomy places the organism in Eukaryota, Metazoa, Mollusca, Gastropoda, Planorbidae. Gene Ontology annotation, molecular function: adenylate cyclase inhibiting G protein-coupled glutamate receptor activity.